AUGGUGAUUUCCAAAGGUUUAAAGACUGAUAUCCUUGACACACUGGCAGACUGUAUGUCAAAGAUAAGUGCUUAUCCUGAAAGACAUCACUAUGAGAAUGUAGCCAAAGCACUUGUGGAGAAGCAUCCCAGUCUGAAGGAGCCAGGGUCUGGAAAGGGAUGGUACUCAUGGUUUCACAGCCUGAAGUUCAAGCUUGGAAACUAUCGUCAAAAGUUAAGUGCAGCAGGAUGCCCUGAGGUGGUAAUAAACAAAAGAAAAGCAGGGGGUUCGAAAGGAAAAUGUGUGAAGAAGUCAAAGAAGGGUGAGGUCCACUACUGUCCAGAUCCACCUGAAGGACACAGUGCUGAAAACAUGGAGGAGAAGCGCAAGAUGAUGGAGGCUGAAAUGCUGAAGAGAGACCUGGAUCAUCAGCUGAUAGAAGACCUGAUGGUUGCUACAUUUUCUCAGCGCAGAAAAGAGAUAAUUGGAGAUCAGCCACUCAUCACAGAAGUCAUUUCCAGAUGGCCAGCUCUGCUCCAUGAGAGACAGAUUAGGGCAGAGUUCAAGAGAAUUGUCACCACAGACCUUGUGGAAACUUUUCUCGAUGGACUUGAUGGCCUGGUCCCAAGACUGCUGGAGUUGUACAAAGCAGCAACCAAGUCUGGAAAGAAGCAAUCACUCAAGGACAUUUUGGACUGCCUUCAGAAAGAUGACACAAAUGAGAGGAGGAGGACUGCUGCUUUGCUUGGACUGCCGCACUACAUAUCGGGCGAAGAUCCAUCAGCUGUCAUCAGGAUGUGUAAUGCUCAUGGAGAGACUCUGGAUGAAGCCAUGAAGGGGAUGCAACUUGGCCUGCUGAUAGGCUAUGAAGAUGCAGAGCGGGAUGCCUUUCCAAAGGAGGUCUUCAACAUCGCAGUUGUAGUUGAGGAGAAAAUUGUACUUCACAACAUUAAAGAUGUGGCAUGGAGCUAUGCCAUGCUUAUGGGUGUCAUCUACUGUGUCAAUCUCGAGUACCCAGAAGCCAUGAAGUAUUCUUUUGAGUUUCUUCAGAGAGUGGUGAUGAAGAUAAAACCAGACCAAGCAUCUGCCAGAGUACAUGGGCUAAGAAACAGAAUCCUGAGGUACAAAUUGUAA
Molecule: messenger RNA, 1113 nt
Organism: Perca fluviatilis (European perch)
Lineage: Eukaryota; Metazoa; Chordata; Actinopteri; Perciformes; Percidae
Exons: 4
Coding region: 1-1113 (370 amino acids)
Source: RefSeq, a predicted model, not a curated record